Molecule: messenger RNA, 1026 nt
Organism: Prunus armeniaca (apricot)
Lineage: Eukaryota; Viridiplantae; Streptophyta; Magnoliopsida; Rosales; Rosaceae
Source: the annotation of a GenBank genome assembly
AUGGGGUCUCUAGGAGGCAGCCCAAAAACUUGGAUACCAUAUAUGAACACCAAAGACUGUUCUCAAGGGUUUUGCAGUUUGUACUGUCCACAAUGGUGUUAUAGGAUAAUACCUCCUCCACCUGUCCUUGAGUUUCCUGAAGACAAUUCAUCUUCCCCAAGUUUCUCUCCUCUUGUUAUUGCAAUUAUCGGCAUUUUGGUGAGUGCUUUUCUUCUUGUUAGCUACUACACCAUAAUAUCCAAGUACUGCGGCAAAGUGGACCGGAGGAGAGCAAGAAGAGAAGAUCAGGAGCAGAAUGAGGAGAUGGAGGACCCUCACAAUCCCAUCCAUGAACCCUGGCAUGUUGUGACAGCUGGCUUAGACGAGGCUCUGAUCAAGUCAUUAACAGUUUGUAAGUACAAGAAAGGAGAUGGAUUUGUUGAAGGAACAGAUUGCUCAGUUUGUCUGAGUGAGUUUGAAGAAGAUGAGAGGCUUAGGCUGUUGCCUAAGUGCAACCAUGCUUUCCAUCUCCCAUGCAUUGAUACAUGGCUUAAAUCUCACUCAAAUUGCCCGUUGUGUCGUGCCAACAUAGUUCCUCAUCAGUUGCCUCACCCUGCCGUGAUUGAAACUCCAUCAUCAACCAAUCAUGAUGCAUCAUCCAUGGCUGAAAGCCAACCAGCAUAUGAUCAAAAUGUUGUCAUGGCACAAACUUCCGAAAGGAGUCCUUCUCAAAAUGAGGAAUCAAUGCAAGGAGAUCAUGAAGGGUAUCAUCAAGCAAUUAGAAGGUCGGUUUCCAUGGACGAUUGGCGUCAGAAUAAUCGAGUUUUAGUAGCUGAUAUUCUGAGCAGGAAUGAUGAAGAGGAUGAGGAGGACGAUAUGAACUCAGAGUCAGAUGAUAUUGCUGAAGGAGUUGGCAAAUCUAGCAAUAGAAAAGGGGUGCUCCUGCAUUGUGUUAUGAGUCCUGUUGCAAUGAAGAGAUCAUUUUCAAGUGGAAGAUUCUUUCCCACCAGGCCUUCAAGAGCACGGAAUACAGUACUUCCAGUCUAG